This is a messenger RNA of Rhagoletis zephyria (snowberry fruit fly), 2077 nucleotides long. It is a transcript of the gene Pgant3, whose product is annotated as Polypeptide N-Acetylgalactosaminyltransferase 3. The record is from RefSeq and is a predicted model, not a curated record. Gene Ontology annotation, molecular function: polypeptide N-acetylgalactosaminyltransferase activity. NCBI's taxonomy places the organism in Eukaryota, Metazoa, Arthropoda, Insecta, Diptera, Tephritidae. Gene Ontology annotation, cellular component: Golgi apparatus. Gene Ontology annotation, biological process: protein O-linked glycosylation.
AUGACUACAACAUAAACCUAUUCAAUCCCAUUGAAGGCGAAGGUGCUGAUGGACGGCCAGUUGUAGUGCCAGCGCGCGAUAGCUUCCGCAUGCAACGAUUUUUCAAGCUAAAUAGCUUUAAUAUACUGGCCAGUGACCGUAUACCCUUGAAUCGUACGUUAAAAGAUUACAGAAUAAAAGAGUGUCGUGACAAAAGGUAUGACCACAACGAACUACCCACAACAUCAGUGAUAAUAGUUUUUCAUAAUGAGGCCUGGUCGGUGCUCUUGCGCACAAUAACCAGCGUUAUCAACCGGUCGCCGCGUAAAAUGAUCAAAGAAAUAAUUCUUGUUGACGAUGCUAGCGAUCGCUCUUACCUGAAGAAGCAACUCGAAGCCUAUAUUAAAGUACUUACGGUGCCAACACGUUUGCUGCGCAUACAGAAACGCGGCGGCUUAGUGCCAGCGCGCUUGUUGGGCGCCGAGCAUGCUAAGGGCGACGUUUUGACCUUUUUGGAUGCGCACUGCGAGUGCACGCGCGGCUGGUUAGAGCCUUUGCUGCAGCGUGUGAAGGAGUCACGCACCAAUGUGGUAGCGCCGGUUAUCGAUAUAAUUUCCGAUGAUAAUUUUAGUUAUACAAAAACAUUUGAAAAUCAUUGGGGUGCUUUUAAUUGGCAGCUCAGUUUUAGAUGGUACAGCACCAGACGCAACAGAGCAACGCCAAAGAGUGACCGCACUGAGCCGAUCGCGUCACCGGCCAUGGCUGGUGGACUAUUUGCAAUCGACAAGAGCUAUUUCUUUGAAAUUGGCUCAUACGACAAAGAGAUGAAGAUUUGGGGCGGCGAAAAUGUUGAGAUGUCUUUCCGCGUGUGGCAAUGUGGAGGUCGUGUCGAAAUCUGUCCCUGUUCGCACGUAGGCCAUGUUUUCCGCAGCACUACACCGUACACCUUCCCAGGCGGCAUGAGCGAAGUGUUGGGAAAUAAUUUAGCGCGCGCCGCUAUGACUUGGAUGGACGACUGGCAAUAUUUUAUACUCUUGUACACAUCCGGUCUCUCUUUGGAGACACGUGAACGGAUUGAUGUCAGCGAUCGCCUCUCCCUGCGCGAGAAACUCCAAUGCAAACCAUUUUCCUGGUAUUUAGAGACUAUAUGGCCGGAACAUUUCUUCCCAACACCCGAUCGUUUCUUUGGCAAAAUUAUUUGGCUAGAUGGCGAGACUGAGUGUGCGCAGGCAUACACGAAACACAUGAAAAAUUUACCAGGACGUCGGUUGUCGCGCGAGUGGCCGCGAAUUUUUAAAGAAAUCGAAAGCAAUGGUGAACAAUUUAUGUCGCUAAUCGAUUUGGAUCGCGACAAGUGUUUGCUGCCGACGGAUAAGGAUUUGCCGCAUACUGCAUUGCAAACGGCUACAGUUGGCGAUUGCAAUGCGCAUCCCAAGUCUAUGGAUAUGUAUGUCGUUACACCGAAAGGGCAAAUCAUGACUAAUGAUAAUGUGUGUCUGACGUACAGAGAGCCGAAGUUAGGAGUUAUACAGCAGCUUAAGAGCCGCAACUUAACUUCAAAUGUGCAAUUGACCAUGUGCUUAGAUCAUCCGCGGCAGUAUUGGAUCUACGACAUGGAUACUCAGCAUAUUUCGCACCGCGAUUCAAAACUUUGCCUCACCUUGAAAGCAACCAAAAUGCCACGCACCGAAAAGGUGGAGAAAAUCGUUGUUGCCAUUGAAUGUGAUUAUAAAGACAUCACGCAGAAGUGGGGUCUCAUACCACUGCCAUGGAGAAUUUAAAAAUGUUUUACAGAAAAUCACUCACAAAACCGCGCGAUCACAAAAGAUUAUAAAGCGCGAAUUUUUUUUACAGAAGCAAUUAGAAAUGCCAAUUAAAUUAAAAACAAUUACGAUAAAAUUAAGAUAAGCAUCAUGUUAGAAGAGAAGACGCAUCAAUUCAUGGAGACAAGCGAAAAACACGAAGUAAUGAACACUUGCGAAGUGUACUUGUGAUAUUUUUUUGUUAUUUGAAAAUUUGUAGAAAAAAAUCUUUAGUUCUUACGUCCAGCACUGAGACCGAAAUACCAGCCACCAAGAACCAACACCGCAAACAAAAA